Molecule: messenger RNA, 2733 nt
Organism: Penicillium cinerascens
Lineage: Eukaryota; Fungi; Ascomycota; Eurotiomycetes; Eurotiales; Aspergillaceae
Exons: 7
Coding region: 1-2733 (910 amino acids)
Biological process (GO): tricarboxylic acid cycle; transmembrane transport
Molecular function (GO): acyltransferase activity, acyl groups converted into alkyl on transfer; transmembrane transporter activity
Source: RefSeq, a predicted model, not a curated record
AUGUCGACUGGUACCUUGUUUGUGCAGGACUCGCGCACCGGUGAGAAGUACGAGAUUCCGAUUCGUCGCAAUGCCGUGCGUGCUCUCGAUCUGCAGCGCAUUCAGGCCCCGACUGCUGGUUCCGAUCGAGCCGAUCAGGUAUCUCUCGGGCUGCGCGUCCAUGACCCGGGGCUCCAAAAUACGGCAGUGGUUGAAAGCGCCAUCAGCUUCUCGGACCAUGAGCGCGGGGUUUUGAUAUUCCGAGGUUUUACUUUGGAGCAGCUCUGGGAUUCCGACUUUGAAGACAUGUUCCAUCUACUGUUAUGGGGAACGUACCCCGCGGUGCAUCAGCGAACAGAGCUGAGCAGAGCCCUCGCCAUGCAUAUGCAAGAGGUUCCCGACGAAGUGUUCAGGGUCAUUCAAGGUCUGCCAUCAACUUCGCCGCCGCUGUCAUUGAUUCUAGCGGGCCUCGCGGCUUGUUUGGCUUCCGAGCCAGAUGCGCUCCCUGCAUCUUCCAACGCGACCCUUUACCAGGAAGACUUGGACCAAGCCGACCUGAGAAUUCUGCAGACUGUUGCCAGCUAUGCCGUGGUAUUCGCUGUGGUCCGCUGCCACCGGCUCGGUAUCGACUGGCAGCCUCCUGCAACGGGGAGAACCUACUACGAGAAUCUUUUCAUCAUGUCUGGCCUCGAUAGUUCGACCACAGCGCUCCCUGCCCCCGUCCGGUUGUCCUGUUUUCGCCGCUUUUCCAUGUUGAAUGCCGAUCAUGGCAUGGCCCUGGCAGUCUUUUCGGCACUAGUGACAGCCUCCUCUCUAACUGACCCAAUAUCCUGUCUGAUCACAUCGGUGGCCGCAGCCCAUGGUCCCCUCCAUUUUGGUGCCACCGAAUCUGCUCAGCGUGCGCUACACGAAAUUGGAGACCCGAAAAAUGUCCCUGCAUUCCUUGGCGAAGUUAAAUCAGGCAAACGCAAAUUGUUUGGAUAUGGCCAUCGGUCGUACAAAGGUAUUGAUCCCCGCGUUCGUCCGAUUCGGGCCAUCCUGGAGGAUCUGACCGAACACAAUCCAUUAUUCAAAUUGGCCGAAGCCAUUGAGGUAGCUGCAUCGACAGAUGAGUACUUUCUCUCGCGCCGAUUGUAUCCCAACGCGGACUUUUACGGGAACUUUGUGUUCACGGGCAUAGGAAUCGAGACGGAGAUGAUCCCAGCAGCCAUGAUUUCCCAUCGCAUAAUGGGUAUCAUGGCUCAUUGGCGCGAGUACAUGGGUAAGGAACCACAAUUCGUACCUCGUGACGGCGAGCCAUCGGAGACUACCCCCCUGCUGGUUCAUUCCACUGCGCCAUACUCCGUAUUUUCUACAAGCCAGAAGCGACUCAUCAUUUUGGCCGCCGCACUUAUCUCUUCGUUUUCUCCUAUAUCAGCCAAUAUCUACUAUCCCGCUCUCAAUUCUAUCGCCAAAGAUUUACGGGUCAGCCCGUCGCAGAUCAACCUGACCAUUACCACGUACAUGAUAUGCCAAGCCAUUGCGCCGACGUUCACGAGUUCCCUCGCCGACAAAGCCGGACGUCGACCUGCGUACAUAUGCUGUUUCGUGAUCUACAUUGCCGGAAAUGUGGCCCUCGCGCUCCAGCAUUCGUUUCCCACAUUGCUGGUUCUCCGUGCUGUGCAAAGUUGUGGUAGUAGUGGUACUGUUGCAUUGGCCUCUGCUGUCGUGGCCGAUGUCAUCACCUCUGCCGAGCGAGGCGCAUACAUGGGAAUGGCCUCAUUGGGAAAUAUUCUCGCCCCAUCAUUGGGUCCCGUUGCUGGCGGCCUCUUGAGCCGGUAUUGGGGCUGGCAGUCAAUAUUUUGGUUCCUGGGAAUCCUGGCGACUGUCUUCUUUAUUCCAUUGCUACUCUUCUUCCCUGAGACUUGCCGCGCCAUUGUUGGCAAUGGGUCAAUUCAACCUUAUGGAUGGAGUAAAUAUUUUCGAGAUUAUUUUCAGAAACCGAAGCAGGGACCAGAGCUGGAUUUUGAGGUGUCGUUAACUCGUGAUCUGGUUAAAUCGCCCGGCAUACUAAAUGCUCCGGUGUCGCUGAAACUUCUGUUUCAUCGCCCCAUUGGCUUGAUUCUUUUGGCCAAUGGUGUGGUUUUCGGCAGCUACUACGCAGUCACUGCAGGUAUUCCUGUGCAGUUCGGGACUCUCUACGACCUCGACGCUUUACAGAUUGGACUCUGUUUCAUACCAGCGGGGCUAGGCUCAUUGCUCAGUGCGACGGCCAACGGUGUGUUUGUUGACUGGAACUACAGAAGAACUUGUUUGCAAGCGAAGCUAUUGGUAAAUCAAACCGUGAAACAAGACAUACUCACAUUUCCAAUUGAGAGAGCAAGGCUCCAAAUUGGGAUACCCAUGAUUAUGCUUGCAGCCGCAUCCAUUGUACUGUACGGGUUCCUCAUGGCCCAUAAAACUCCACUUUGGGCUGCUCUUCUGAUGAUCUUCAUAAUAAGCUUCUGCAUCACCGCUGCGUACAAUGUCAUGAACGUGUUGAUUGUAGACUUGUACUACGCAACGCCUGCUACGGCCAUGGCCGCCAAUAACCUUGUCCGCUGCUCCCUUGGAGCAGGUGCCGCAGCGGCAGCCAACCCCUUAAUGGAAAUCAUUGGUGUGCAGUGGGCAUAUUGCGCCGUAUCUGGUAUUUUGGUGGCCACAAGUCCCUUGUUACUGCUUGUGUAUGUAAAGGGCUGGAAUUGGCGCCGAGCGCAGGCCAGGACAGGGGUAUAA